AUGCAAAGUACAUUUUGCUUGAGUCCUGAAGCGUUCAUGGCCUCUGCAUCGUCCGACUCGGCGUCGGUAGCUUCAAUCACGUCAGUCUCUUACAUGAAGAUAGCAAACUCAGUCGCCUCUGCCGUGUCUGUCUCGACAAAUUCGAUUGCCUCUGCUGAGUCUGUCGCUUCAGUCAAGUCUGCAGCUAGUGUCUCGGUUUCUUCUGCUUCUAUUCAAUCCUCCAUCUCGGCAAAGUCUGCUGUUUCGGCUCGAUCAAUUGCCUCCAUCAAGUCAGUCACGACUGCUCAGCCUGUUACGUCGGCUGCAACAGAUAUUUCGGCUGGGAGCGGCUCUGUUGCGUCGGCGACGUCCAGCCUUUCCACUAUGAGCGUGUCUGCGACAAGGAAUGUGGCCGCAUCCAACGCGCCCACAGGCGACGACGAGAGCUUGUCGGUCCUUCCCAUCAUUGUCGGAGCUCUUGGUGGAGUUUUGCUUUUGGCACUGAUUGCUAUUGGUAUCUUGAUUCGCCGUCACCGCGCCUCGCGACCCACAAACCAGCCAGCUUCCCAGGAUCUGCACGUCAAGCUCAACAACCCUGUGUAUGACCAAAAGCCGUCCACCGAUUCUCUUUGGUACUCUGGUGUUGUGACACCCUCAUCAAAUGACGCCAGUACCGGAAGUGUGUACGAAACCAUUCCACCUGUUGACAAAACUUACGCGGAGCUGUCCCUUGCUUCUGGCACGAGUACUCGGCCUUUUACCCGCGUAGAUGUGGUCUACGCAGAGCCGUUGGUUACGCCCACGAACACGAACGAUUGA
This is a messenger RNA of Capsaspora owczarzaki ATCC 30864, 798 nucleotides long. RefSeq lists its product as hypothetical. Lineage: Eukaryota; Filasterea; Ministeriida; Capsasporidae. The record is from RefSeq and is a predicted model, not a curated record. Bases 1 to 798 code for a protein of 265 amino acids. The transcript has a single exon.